AUGGCUGCGACUUCUCGAGCCGCCUCCCACCUCCUCCCGUUCCUCCUCCUCCUCCUCCUCGCUACGUCCGCGUCUGCUGCGCGCCGCCCGCCGCCAACCAAGGCGCAGAUCAAGGCGGAGGUUUCGCGGAUGGCAAAGCGGCUGCUGCAGCGCUACCCGCAGUAUUCCAAGUUCUCAAAGGACUUCAACAAAUACGUCAACCUCGCAAGUCAGUUCUGCUCCCUGCCUCUUCCCCCCUGCUCCCUCCUCCCUGCUUCCUCCUCCCUGCCUCAUCCUCCCUGCCUCAUCCUCCCUGCCUCAUCCUCCCUGCCUCAUCCUCCCUGCCUCAUCCUCCCUGCCUCAUCCUCCCUGCCUCAUCCUCCCUGCCUCAUCCUCCCUGCCUCAUCCUCCCUGCCUCAUCCUCCCUGCCUCAUCCUCCCUGCCUCAUCGUCCCUCGCUCAUCGUCCCUCGCUCAUCGUCCCUCGCUCAUCGUCCCUCGCUCAUCGUCCCUCGCUCAUCGUCCCUCGCUCAUCGUCCCUCGCUCAUCCUCCCUGCCUCAUCCUCCCUCGCUCAUCGUCCCUGCCUCAUCCUCCCUCGCUCAUCGUCCCUCGCUCAUCGUCCCUCGCUCAUCGUCCCUCGCUCAUCGUCCCUCGCUCAUCGUCCCUCGCUCAUCCUCCCUCGCUCAUCGUCCCUCGCUCAUCGUCCCUCGCUCAUCGUCCCUCGCACAUCGUCCCUCGCUCAUCGUCCCUCGCUCAUCGUCCCUCGCUCAUCCUCCCUCGCUCAUCGUCCCUCGCUCAUCGUCCCUCGCUCAUCCUCCCUCGCUCAUCCUCCCUCGCUCAUCGUCCCUCGCUCAUCGUCCCUCGCUCAUCGUCCCUCGCUCAUCGUCCCUCGCUCAUCGUCCCUCGCUCAUCGUCCCUCGCUCAUCGUCCCUCGCUCAUCGUCCCUCGCUCAUCGUCCCUCGCUCAUCGUCCCUCGCUCAUCGUCCCUCGCUCAUCGUCCCUCGCUCAUCGUCCCUCGCUCAUCGUCCCUCGCUCAUCGUCCCUCGCUCAUCGUCCCUCGCUCAUCGUCCCUCGCUCAUCGUCCCUCGCUCAUCGUCCCUCGCUCAUCGUCCCUCGCUCAUCGUCCCUCGCUCAUCGUCCCUCGCUCAUCGUCCCUCGCUCAUCGUCCCUCGCUCAUCGUCCCUCGCUCAUCGUCCCUCGCUCAUCGUCCCUCGCUCAUCGUCCCUCGCUCAUCGUCCCUCGCUCAUCGUCCCUCGCUCAUCGUCCCUGCAUCACUCUCCCUGUUUCAUCCUGCACUUGUCGCUCCAGGAUGAUGGAUUUUCUUCCUGCUUUCCCUCCUUUUCUUACCCUUCAUGUGCCCUCCAGUCACAUUCACCUGCUUGUGAACUCCAAGUACAACUUCUCAGCACUUGCUGACGCCACCCUCCUCAUUCCCAGCAACACAGCGGCAGAGGCGCUUUCCAAGAGGCUUCCUCUCACGUCCAAGAACAUUCCCCGGGCCUACAACAUCACAGCCUACCACAUCAUCGCAAAACGUUUCAUCCUGCCCAAGAUCAAAUCCAUGCGGGCAGGCCAGCCGCUGCCGACUCAGCUGCGACAGGCUCUCUACAAGCUGACGGGCAGGAACGGCAGUGUGGUGCUGUUUGGGACGUACCCUAGCACUAGAGCCCGGGGGAUUGUAACGACCAGGGUGGUGAUUCCGGGCAUGUACGUUGGGCCGUACUUCAUUGCCCACAGCGUGGACCGCGUGCUGCUGCCUCGAGGCACCCGCGUGUGA
Closterium sp. Yama58-4 is the source of this 1755-nucleotide messenger RNA. Lineage: Eukaryota; Viridiplantae; Streptophyta; Zygnematophyceae; Desmidiales; Closteriaceae. The record is from the annotation of a GenBank genome assembly.